Daphnia pulex (common water flea) is the source of this 6100-nucleotide messenger RNA. RefSeq names its product protein neuralized-like (gene neur). The transcript has 6 exons. The record is from RefSeq and is a predicted model, not a curated record. Lineage: Eukaryota; Metazoa; Arthropoda; Branchiopoda; Diplostraca; Daphniidae. The coding region runs from base 3207 to 5117 and encodes 636 amino acids. Gene Ontology annotation, molecular function: ubiquitin protein ligase activity.
AUUUAUUACCUUCCAUUUUUUGGUUCUCCCGGUUGGAAAAUCCAACAACAACAACAACUUUUCAGAAAAUGGAUUGAAAAUCAUUUCCGCUUCUGCGGCAGUUUCUGCAGCAGCGCACCAGCCGACAAUGUUUGGUCGUUGAUGAUCGCCCCCAUUUUUCUUUUCCGUCUUCUUCUUCUCGAAAAACACAUCAGAAGAAGUAUAUACCGCCAACAUUUUCUGGGCGUUGCGGUUUCAUGUCCGGCCGGACGUCUUAAAUAUAUAACUUCCUCUUUCCUUUCUUCCUCUCUGCCGAUUGCCCAAUAUCAUUUUAAUGGAGCGCUCGCGCGUGCAGCCCUAAACUCCCGAUAGUCUUUGACUCCAUACGUAGCGCUCGCCUAUAGUCAUAGUCGAAGGGCAUCGGCCCAUUUCUGUUAUUAGUCCGUCCGGGACUACUUCCCGUCCCCAUCACUUGGUCACGAACCAUUCACGCCAAAUUCGCUUUAAGGCUUCGGGGAAAUUUGAUGCCGAUUAAAGUUAAAUGAUUUCAAAAUAAUAGGAAAAAAGUUGCAAACUCCGUUCCGGUGAUUCAUCAUCUGACUGGAAAUCUCGAGCGAGUGGGGCUGGCCGCUGGUUGGCUGGCCAGUGCGAUGCGUCACGUCACAAGUUUUUCGGCGAUAGAGUGGCGACUUUGGCGGCGUCCGUGUUGUUCUGUCGGGAGUUUGCAAACGUCUCUGUGGGUGUGGAUCGUGAACUGCACUUGGGUCACUCCCGCAAAAAGAAAGAAACCUGUGCGGGAUUCGUUCCGUCGAAAACAAAAAAACUACCCAGUCGCGGGAAACCAAAAUAAAUAGAGAAUCAAGUGUGUGACGGUUCUCUGGGUGUGUGUGUGUACACCGAACUUGUUCUGUGUAUACACACCCCAGAAAACUCGGAAGCCCAAAGUUAUACCGCUACCCCGAAAAAAAGUUUUCCAAGUCCACCGUCAUGUGUAAUCUCUCGUUGCGGAUAAUUUUGAUAAGAGCCCUCGGUACAAUAGGGACGAGAAAUGUGAAGCAAGUCGGGCAAAAGUCACGAACGAAUGUCGUUCAUUAUUGUACUACUCGCACUUAAUUAUUUGAAUGCCAGGAAUUUUCUGUUUUUUCCACAUCGCACGACAUUGUGUCGUGGUGAUUUACUAAUUUUUAAAUGUACUGCGCACACCAUUUUCUGAGAAAUAUCAAAUUUUUUUUUAUUUUUUCGUCGGUGGUGGGUGACGACGACGACACGCGCCUGUUUCGCCCUUGGGCUCUCCUGUAAGGAGCCCACAACACCGACCAAAGGGAGAAGUUUUUUCUUUCCUAGCUCCGUGUUAAUCGUUAAACCACACUCUCUGCUGUGCUGCUGCUGCUGCUGGUGAAAAUCGUGACAGACACUACACACAUGGCGUCGUCCCUCGGCAGCCCGGCAUAUGCUGGUAAACCCAACACCUGGCGGACACCUCCACCCAAUCCCCUUAGUCCGUCCAGCCAGCCAGCCAGCAGUCCUCUGUGUGUAUCAUCUGCUUCACAAGCAGCCGACGACCCUAUCUCUCUCUUCCCCCCUCUAUUCUUUUUCCAUUCAAAUGUGUGCGCUGUAUAUAAAUGCAUUUAUCAGACACAAAAGGCGAGUUGGGCUGCUGAGGACCUUAUGGAACACUGCAGCAGCUGCUCUUAUAUAUAUGGAGGACCAUUACACUGUGAAACACCAUCGGUCGAUCCUAAAAAUAUCGAUCAACAAUAGAUGCCGACGGCCUUAGACUUGUGUAAGGUUCCCCCCCGUUCCAUCGAAUAAUAGCUGCCGCACACACACACUCGAUAUAAACAUACUGAUGCACUCGCUCGAGUAUAUGUUUCUCCUGUGCUGCUUUCGGCUCCUGCUGUACGGUAGAUCGGAAUUGUUUCGAUGUGCCGUGCUCACUUUUGGACCUCGGUGUUUUUCAUCAGGUUUUGAUUAUUUGCCUUGCGUGGAAACCCGGGCAGCUGCCGGCCCACAUCACGCCCCCGCAAAAUUGUUUUAUUUCUUCUCCACCCCACCCUGGAAAUGUUUACAGCCAGAUUAAGUUGUUGCGCUAAAAUUGGAACGUAACUUUUUCUCCGUUUCCGUCACUUGACGGACUGUGACGUCGUCGUACGUACAUGAUGAGCAAAAAAAGGACGUGGACGGAAACACGUGUUGUGUUUCAUUCUGUAGGGGAAACAUUUAGCUGUCCCACCCCCUGUAGAGCGUCGACCGGAAGGGUUUUCAUGAGGGCCGGAAGGAUCGGUUCCUUGUAAGAAUCUCUUUUGGCCAAUACAUAAAAGAAAAGAGGAGGGCAAAGGCUUGAAUGUUGUUUAUGUCUUCUUCGAUUACUCAUUUCUUGGUUAAGAAGAAGAAGAAGGGGGGAUCUGGCUUCUUUCUCUAUUUUAGAACCCCAAGAAAGUCACAUGGAUGGAAGAAGGGGGGCGUCGCUGGGCGUCGUUUUCUGUUUUGAAAUGUUGGACCGACGGAGAUGAUGCGCUUCUCCCCUCUCGGUACAACAGCAGCGCACGUCUCGUUUCCGCUCCACAAGUUCCAGGAUCUUUUCAUUCAUGGAUCCCCCCCCCCCUUUCUUUCUGUAUGAGCGUCGCCGUCUGCUUCUCUUUUUCUUUUGAAAAAAGUUUGUCGUGGUGGUGGUGGGGUUCCACCUUAUAGCUGCUCAUGUCCAUAGUUUAUCCUCUUUUAUUAUUUGUUCCUCCCCUUUUUCUUCCCUUCUGACGACUCCCCCCACCAUCCUCUUCUUUGAAAAGCCUGGAGGGGCUGCCAGAAGCGAUCCGGCUGUAUACAUGUUCCAGCCGUGCUGACUGGCUUGCGGCAGCUGUGCACACUUCCACCACAGGGGCCAGCAGCAGCAGCAGCAGCAGCAGCCGGAACGUCAAUAGACUUUCAAGCUCCACCGGUUCAGUAGCGCCAUUCGAAAGCCGACCAUCCGGCCGUGUGGACCUCUCUCUACUCUCCACUCCCAAAGUUGGUCCGUGUACGUGUGACCCAGUGUUUUUUUUAGUUCCUCCAUUUCCACCCGUGUUUGGUUUGUGUGAGUGUGUUCAAAGUUCCGUUGCAUUUUCCUUCCGUGGGAAAUUUUCCAAAAAAACAGCCGAGGAAUUUUGAGAUUUUGUCGAGCUCUCGCUGGCUCGCAUUUUGUUUGUUUGUGUUCAAAUUUCUGAAACCUGCAAACUCAAUUGUCUGGUCAAAUGGUGACCGAGUUGAUCACGUCCGACUCGGGGAAGACCAAGUCCAGUCCAAAGUCGCUCAAAGGUGCGAUGAAAGUCAUCAAGAAACUCAAAGGGCGCAUUGGAUUAGGCUCGAACAAUGGCGACGGCAGCGCGUCCCAGCCGGUCCUCCAGUUUCACAACACGCGCGGAGAGCACGUCCGCUUAUCGGCCGAUCGGAGCACGGCUCGUCGAGUCGAUUCUUUCUGCAAAGGCAUCGCUUUCUCUCAGCGCACUGUCCGUCCCAACGAAAAGGUUUAUUUACGUGUGGCGGAAUGUUCCACCUCGUGGAAUGGAGUACUCCGCAUCGGGUUCACUUCAUGCAAUCCGGCCUCAUUCAGCGGCGUCUUGCCCAAAUACGCUUGUCCCGAUUUGACAAGCCGUCCAGGAUUUUGGGGCAAGGCUUUGCCCGAGCGCUACGUCGAGUCCGGCGUCUUGUUCUCGUUCCAUUUCACGGCCAGCGGCGACGUCAUGCUCAACGUCAACGGACAAGAUAAGGGCGUCUUUUUGACGGGCGUCGAUGCCCGCACUCCCCUUUGGAUUAUGGUUGACAUUUACGGCAACACGACAGCCGUCCAAUUUGUCGAUCCUCGAGGCAGUUUGAACAACAAUCCCAUGCGCAACUCGCCGACACGGAGGAGUACCACCUCGUUGCAUUCGAGCGCAUCCAGCAGCGGAAUCAGCGGCACCUUGGCUGCCAACGACAUGAACCAACGCCCGCACCACCUGGCCCAUCAGCAGAUGCACCACCAGCAGCAAAUGCCACGGCCGCGCAGCGAGGCCGACCUCCUCGUCUCCAUGAACGCGCUCAACCUGAACCGAGGGCCGCAUCAGAUCCCGUCCUUGCCCCUUCCGCCCAUUCCGGGCUCGGCUGGUCACCACCACCUCCAGCAGCAGCUGCAGACCAACAACACGAUACAGCCGCCCGCACCACCCGCCGUCCUCCAGAACUUCCCACCUCCUCCGCCUCUGCGCCACUACCGCCAUCACUCUUUCCAGCCGCUGACGUUUCACCCGCGCACUCACGGAGUCAACAUCCGCAUGGGAUCCGACUGCCGAACGGCCGUCCGUCACGACGCUGAAUUCUGCAAUGGAUACGUCCUCUCGUCCAGGCCCAUCAGUCCAGGAGAGUCGUGGGUCGUCCAGAUUGUCCAGACGGAAUCCAUCUACGUCGGCGGAAUGGGAUUCGGAUUCACCACUUGCAAUCCGGCGUCUCUGUCAUCCACUGACUUGCCCGACGAUGCCGAUCAACUUCUCGACCGACCAGAAUACUGGGUUAUCUCCAAGGAUGUUGCGCAUGGGCCCAUCCUGGGCGAUGAAAUCGAAUUUCAUCUGUCGCACAGCGGCGAAGUGACGAUGAUGAGAAACCGAGGCUCUGCCACUCUUUUGAUGCACGUUGACGUUUCCCUACCCUUGUGGGCCAUCUUUGACGUCUACGGCAGCACCAGAGCCGUCCGCCUCCUGGGCACCAUCUCGCCACCUCAGUCCGUGCCGGAACCGCCCGCUGUCAUCUACCAGGCACCGCCCCGUAUGAGUCCGCCUCGCCCCCAGCAACAACAACAACAGCCGAUUUAUCAAAGCAUCGGGUCAGCAGCUCACAUGAUGCAGCCGACCAUUCCGGCGGGUGUUUUGUCUUCCGGCACGGCCUCGUCUUACGUGGAGACUCUGACGCAGAGUCUCAACUGCCAAACGGCCAGCGGAGGUGCCAGCAGCGAGUGCACCGUCUGCUACGAGCGCAGCGUCGACUGCGUCCUCUACUCGUGCGGUCACAUGUGCCUAUGCUACGAUUGCGCUUUGACGCUCUACCACGGCGGGAGGACAGCCGGCGGCCAAGGAUUGUGUCCCAUCUGCCGGGCACCUAUCCGUGACGUCAUUCGAGCCUACCGAUCCUAGUUCGUCAAUAAUCCGACCGAUGCGCAUUUCUUCCUUUUUCUGUCCUCCUCAAAAGUCAACAAAAUGAAAUGGUGUUUUCCUUUUCUCCCUCCCAAACUCGGUGCCCUAGUCGGUUAACUCCAAAAAGUCACAGGCAUUCGAAACCCUUCAACUCCUUUCAUCCAUUUCUCCUUUCGUCCAUUUUCUCCUUUUUUUUCCAAUUGAUCACGACACAUUCAGAAUUUCAAAUCAUUUGAAUCAAUCAGUGGUCGGCGUGUACAAAAUCUUUCGAGUCUAAAACAAGAGUUGUUGGUAUUAAGAAUUCAGAGCCAGCAAACAAACACACACACAAAAUAAUAAAAAACAAGGAAAAAAAGAUUUCAUUCUUUUUCGCCUCACGUGUUAUUGUAAUUUGGUUUUCAAACCCACGAAAAAAAAUUUCCCCUUUCUCUAGUGAGCGUUCGUGAAUUACAUUUGUGUGUAGAUAAGCAAAAAAAAAGCUAAAAUUAAAAGAAGAAAAAACUGUUAUUACGCAGGAGAAAAAAAAAGAAAGUGGUGGUGGUGGGGUGGAAACAAACUUGAAAAAGGAGGUACAUCGAGCUGUGUACGAUAUUUUGUUGUGUGUGUAUAUCCAUCUCUUUCUUAUACGGACGAGUCUAUCUUUUUUCCUUCUUGAUGUCACGGAAAAAGUUUUUUCCCCUUAUUAUUUUUUUGUUCAUCGGAGAGACGAGCUGUCAGUCCGACAGAUUAUUUGUUUGCGUUUUAUAUCGAAUCUACACUUUAUAUGAUAUACAUUGUACUACUUUUUCGAGCUGCACUCUCUCCCAUCACUUUGCCCAACACCAAAAUUCUUUAUUCAACAAAUAAUAACGUCCCCUCCUCUUUUGUGUGUGUGUGUGUGUGUUUGAAUGUGGGUGUCUGGUUUUCCCUUCUUCAAUUUUUAAAUAAUUGUGAAAUGAUUAUCAAUACAGGAAAAAAGCGAUGGCAAUCAUUUUUUAACGAAA